AGUACAUUCUUUGAUUUAAAAAUAUCAGUUUAGUGAUUACAGGCUAUAUUUCAGGGUCAAUCAAUAAUAUACGCUAUUAUAAAAACUUUUCAUUCCAAUCACCUUUCGAACUCGUAGUAGGAAAGGCCACGGGUGGUAUUUUCCCAUUGGAACAACAUACUUUUUUUAUAUGCAAGUAGAAAGUUAAUUAUGACCUUUUAUGGGCACACAGCUUUGACAGCGAAUCUAGACUUAAAACCAGUUUUCUGGCUAUGCAUCGCUUUUGGGCAAGUAGGAUAUGAAGUUGGGUAUAAAAUGUGGAGAUUUUAGAUAUGUUCACUUAAGUGACGACAAAGUAAUAUUUUACAGUGCAACCAUUGAAUCACUGUACAGCAUAUUUAAACGGUUACAAGCAGCGAGGGCACUGUGAAUUUCCUAUAGCCCUUUAGGCGUUAAAAAUGUUUAUAUAUCUAGCCAAACAGAUGUGUUGAAACAGAAACAUUUCACAGAAAUCGCAGACGCCGCUUCUGAUCAUGCAGUCUCGACAACUAUAUUGGCCUCAUAAGCACUACAGAUAUGACAAGGAAUCAGAGGAUUGACACAAUGGCAGGAAGGGAUGGAAACAUGACAUCCAGAAAGCAAGAAGAAAGAAAUAUCAGAGAGGCCUAUAGACGUGAACAGAAGAUUGAAUCAUAUUUGGCAGAUGACGAAAAUUUUCCAAGCUUUGCUACUCAGCUGAAGAAAUUGGGUUUACAACUUCGUGAUAUUCCUGGUGAUGGCAACUGCUUAUUUCGUGCACUUGGUGACCAGCUGGAGGGCCAUAGUCGAAAUCACUUCAGACAUCGCCAGGAAGUUGUGCAGUACAUGAUGGAACAUCGGAAGGACUUUGAACCAUUUGUAGAGGAUGAUUUGCCAUUCGAUGUUCACAUUAACAACUUGAAAAAGCUAGGAACACAUGCAGGAAAUGAUGCUAUUGUGGCAUUUGCAAAACUUCACAACGUAAACAUUAUGAUACAUCAACUAGGUGGCAAACCGCUCUUGAUCCAAGGACAAGCAACAGGUGGUGCCAAUAUUAAACAGUUACACAUUGCCUAUCAUAAUUUUGAUCACUACUCCAGUGUCCGACGUCUAAAUGAUAACACAGAAUCUCCUGCAAACAUUCGGAUACAGGAUUCAAAAGAGUCAUUGAAAGACUCCCAUCAUGCUUCUACCAGCUAUGAUACCAACACCAAUGGUGUCGUAAAAGCUAAACGAGGAAUUGAACAUAUUGAAGCAGAGGUCAUAGCAGCAACGAAUUGCCAAGAUGCAGACCAAGUUCGUGAGGCACUACUUGAUUGUGAUUAUGAUGCGGAUGCUGCCAUUGCAUAUCUUAUGCAACAGCUGGAGAUGGGAAAUGAAUCUGAAGAUGAUGUGUUAUCUUUGACUUCCCAGCACACUUCAACAGACAGUGGUAUUUGGGCUUGUAAUGGAACAGGCACUCAUAUUUUUGGGCAGAUGUCAGUCAGUGACAAAGCUCAAAAAGUUCACUUUCGUGAUGACAGCUAUGGAGGUAGUUCUGGAUAUAGCUCAUUAGGUAGCAACAAGGGUGGAGGAGCCAGGCCAAAGUUGACGAUACCCACUGAACAUAACACUCAAUUAUCAGAUCGCAAGAGAAAAGAAGUUAAAAAAAUGGAGAAGAAGAAAAGAGCUGAAGAAAGGCAUCGGCAAAGGAUCCUUGGAAUUGAUCCACACCAACAGCAUAUGCAGCAAAAUGAAGCCAUUAUUGUACAUCAUGAUGGCCAUGUAAAGAUAUAGCAUUUAAUCCAGGUUGUUGGAAAGGUACAAAAUUUUGUGAAAUCACAGUCCCUGUGAAUGUAAUAAUUCAUAAAAACUUUCAGGGCAGAACUGGUCACCUAUACAUAUAUAUAUAGAGAGAUUUCUCUUAAAUGGUUAAUUUAUUUUUGAUUUAGGCAUUUAG
Messenger RNA from Pomacea canaliculata, 1936 nucleotides. RefSeq names its product OTU domain-containing protein 3-like. The transcript is spliced from 10 exons. The record is from RefSeq and is a predicted model, not a curated record. Gene Ontology annotation, molecular function: cysteine-type deubiquitinase activity. NCBI's taxonomy places the organism in Eukaryota, Metazoa, Mollusca, Gastropoda, Architaenioglossa, Ampullariidae. Gene Ontology annotation, biological process: protein deubiquitination. The coding region runs from base 556 to 1773 and encodes 405 amino acids.